Pelmatolapia mariae (spotted tilapia) is the source of this 4642-nucleotide messenger RNA. RefSeq names its product E3 ubiquitin-protein ligase RNF182-like. The coding region runs from base 2189 to 2812 and encodes 207 amino acids. Lineage: Eukaryota; Metazoa; Chordata; Actinopteri; Cichliformes; Cichlidae. The record is from RefSeq and is a predicted model, not a curated record. Gene Ontology annotation, molecular function: ubiquitin protein ligase activity. The transcript has a single exon. Gene Ontology annotation, biological process: protein ubiquitination.
UUACACAUGUGAUGUGGAAAUCAUCAUUCAAUAGGCUUUUGUUUUAAAAUCACAAAAUAUAUAACACAAGCAAAUCCUAUCCAUAAUCUGCUCAUUUUUGCACAUCUUCAAGGAUUACAUAUUCUGAGUUCAGUUUUAUUUUCUAAUGUACAGGGGAAAAAAAGAAUAAAUAUGUCAAACAUAUUCUGAAGCAGUAACCCAAGACACCAUCAAGCCCUAGGGCUUUUUCUUAAUUUCCCUGUAAAUACAUGCAGGAUGAAUUCAGUCGACUAGAAGGCCAAACAACCUUGGUCUCUCUGGAUGAGAAACACUCGGGUGACUUUUGCCAUAAUUAAUAUGAUUUGCAAGAAGUAUUUUGCUAUGUCAUUUUCUCCAUCGCAGGGCCAGAUUGAGCUUUAAAAAAAACAGCAACUGAUGUUUCUGCUUAAGACCAAUAACAACCAUAAGCCAGAGAACCGGAGUGUGAUAACAGCCUUAAAUGAAUGAGUCUGUGAUGAGUUACAGUGUUACGUUCUUAGGUGUAACUGUGUGAUGCAAGAGAAAAAGAGAACAAUGCUAAAUCAAUUUUAGUCCUAGUAUUUCACAUCCCCUUUACUGAUUUAUUAAAAGCAGAUACAGAGCAGUCCCAGUACAGGGGGCUACAGAGCUUGAAAGAGUUCAAUUAUAUGCAUUUUGCAUGUUUUUGUUUAAAAAUCUUGGCGCUGACAACAUUUCUAUUGUCAGAAAUUCAUCUCAUUAUGUGUUGACACAUUUCUUCUUCAUUUAUAUAUUUUACUGAUGAAUCACUUUACUUCUGAAUCAUACAGGAACUAAAGCAAAACACCAAUCAUCAUUAAAUCCAUGAUUAGAAUGAAGUUUUUCACUAUUUCCCCUAUAUAUAAAUUGAUAUCUUUUUGUCUCACUAACCUGAUUUAUAAAGGAGCACUGAUAUGCUAGCAAUUUAAAGUGAAUUCUAACCAACAUAACUCUGUCCUCAUUAAUGGCUGGAAUUACCGCGCUGUUAAAACGUUUUAACUACAUGUAAAGUUGUUCAUUUAUAUAGAUUAACACUGCUUUCACUAAACAUGCAAGCAUAAAUUCCGCCACAAGAGGGCCCAUUGUACGUCGACACAUUCUGCAGGCCAGUGUGUGUGUGCUAUCAUGUGUAAAGAUACAGCCUGAAGACAGAAGCUUGUCCUAACAUGUAACACAUAGUUUCUGUGUGGAAAGGGCAUGUAAUCUUCUUCAUCUGUGUUGGCAGGGAAUUCCUUUAAGAUGACUCUAUUGACUCUGAAACGUUUCAAGUAUACUUUAAAUCCAUAUUCAGAGAUCCAUACUAUGGAUGGGGAUGUAAAACUUUUAAGGACAGACAUAACAAAUUUGUGCAUUAUACCAGUGGUCUGACUUUAUUUAAAUUAAAUAAUUUCAUAAUUUCUCAUUAAAUAAAAUAAUGAUGAUAAUAUUUCUCCACACAAACCAAAUAGGGUGUAAAUGUAUGUAAGUUGAGCAGAUACUCCUUGUAUUACUAGGGUGGACAAAAGUUUAAAACUGGAAUAUGAGUCAUUAUGCUUGCAAUAAAAAGAACCAUUUCCAUGAGAGUCUCCUGGAAAUGGUUAUUAAUAUCAAACAUGAUAAUAAAAAAGAACAAUCACGAAUCUCUAAACCGGCUGCUGGUAUUUAACCCACGUGGUGCUCUCUGAGCUAAAACUUGCACAACAGCGGAUCAGCGCCGGGCUGAAGGUGUCACCGCUGAUCAUCCUGCUUGGCGCUGUCCACUGCCUGUGGUGCUGAAAUGUAGAGGAAUCAACACAUGGUGCCCUUUACUGACACCGCGGGCACUAAAUUCUAAUUAUACGGUUAAAUAGGCCUGUUAGAUCCAACUUAUACACGUGAUUCACGCUUGAGACAAAUCUGCCAGGUGACAGAGACCAAUGGAGAAAUCAAUUUGACCAUGUCUAUCGAUUUAUUAGUAUUAUUAUUAUUAUAUAUAUAUAUAUUCGCUUAACAGUUAGUUCCGGUGUUGAGAUCACGGCGAUGCUCAGAAAGGAACGCGAUUUCAACACAACCAGAAAUAUUAUUUAUUCCAUUUCACACUGCCUUCCUGCAGUCCUGCGAUCCACUUCGGGAGAUCCUCUUAUGUGUGAUGGUGAAAUGUGAGCCUCGGUGUACUGACAGUGUUGUCAAAUAAAGCAGUUAAUGCGGUCCAAUAAUGGAGAACAUGGCGGAGGCGCUCAGUGCAGGAGGCGUCCAUGGGGAGGAAAGCGAGUGCAAAAUAUGCUACAACUACUUCGAUUUGGAGCGCCACAGUCCCAAACUGCUGAGCUGCUCCCACACCUUCUGCCUGGAAUGCCUCGAAACGUUGCACUUCCGGGAGGGUCGGGGCUGGAGAAUCGUUUGUCCCGUGUGUCGCCACCGAACUCCUUUACCGGAACGUCGGGUUCGCAACCUCCCCGACAACACAGCUCUCACCGAGGAGCUCUCGCACAAAAAGCGGGAGCCCGAGGACUCAUUAAACGCGGAAAGGCUGCCGGGUCCGCCCGCCUCUCCUGCGACCUCCACGGAGACCGGCCACAGCGGAUGGGAGGCGUGCAAACACGUUGCAUUCAAGACCAGUUGCGUGUGCGCCAUCUUCUCCUUCCUCUCCACGCUGCUGCUCCUGUUUCUGGGCCUCGUCUUUGUGCAUAACCUCAGCCACAUCAGGUCGCUCGUCCCUGUCUGCUUGUCUGUUGCCAGCAUUCUCGCCCUGUUCUCGCUCAUCCUGACUUGGUUAGCCUGCAUGCUUUAUCAGCCUGAAACCGAGGCAAGCGACUCAGUUUAUCUUAAUAUCACGUGAUCACCCGGAUACACCAACGAAACCCAGCCUGUUGAGAACUAUUCAAAGGGAAAUGGUUAUCAUUUUAUUUUUUCAGAGUGAUUAUAAAUCCCGUAUGGCACUUUAGUAAAAGGCAUGUUUGUGGAUAAUUGUAAUAACAUCAGUAAACGGUGCACAAACUAUGUUUGAACUUGUGCAGACUCCUUGCCACACUGUCAUGCUGUACUGGGACACUUUACAUAAACAGAGCCAUUAAUAAUAACUUCAAAUCUAAAGCAGGCUUUAGCUUAGCGUCCCAAGGUGCAUUGAAACAGCUGUAUGAGUAAAGCUAAUGGGACAUGACAGAAUUAUUCCUAUCUUCUGUGCCCGUUUACCUUAAAACUACCUCUGUGUGAUUACACUGACUCCCCAUGGUGGGCCGGGGCAGCAGCAGGGGAUCCCAGGUCAGUCACCCUGAGGGGACAUGGGCCUUAACAAGAUGAGAAAAAUAACUUUGGGGUUGGGGGCCUAAAUAAGUAGUUUUUUGAAGUGAUGACACAAUGGAAGUGCAGGAAACCUCCUGGCUGUCUUAAAUAACCUGAUGGGGGUUCAGUUAUCUUUAUCAAAUCAUUAAAAUCAUGCUUAGAUGGCUUUUAGAGCAAGUGUUUUAUUGGAUUUUUGUGGAUUUGUUGCAUGUAUUUGCUGUGUCUCAUCAUCAUAAGAACAGCAGCACUUUCAGUGCACUGGGUUUGGGUUAUUAAAUCCAUCCUGAUCAAGGAGAUGACUCCAUUUGGUUUGUGGUAUUUGCUGAAUCCCAGUAACACAGUAGGCAUUUAUAUCCACUUAGUGUUGUUUUAAGAGGCGACACUGGUCUCUGGAGUUAAAAUCCAUCUCUUUCAGGUCUCUCAAAGGAACUCCUUCAUUUGGUCAUCCGGUCAGUGAGUAAUACCACUUAAGUGCCACCAUGACAAAAGCCUGAGGAGGAAAAAAAAAAGAGGGAUAGCAGGCUUCCACUGGGAGCCAUAGGCAACAGUGUGUCUGGGGCAGAGGGCUUCAUUUCAUGGGGACUGUGGGGCUUAAAGUUAAAGAUUACUUUGAAAUCUGCAUCCCCUGCCAUCAAACUCUCCCACCAUCUCCCACCCUCCCUCCAGCCAUCACUCCCACUCCCGAAAAAUAAAAAGCUGUCGCUACAGAGCAGGGGAUGAGUCGAGAGCAGAUCCUCUUUGAUGACAGAGAAGGAUCCUUUUGUUCUCUAAUCCCUACACAGCACACACACACACACACACACACACACACUCCCACCCUCCUCUUCCUUAUACAUUCAACUAGAUAUCAGAGAUUUUCAUAAUCAGAUGGGGGGGGGGGGGUCAAACGUUAUUAGUUUACCAGUUUUACCUUUAAAAGAACAGAUUGACAGUGGAACAUCUCUAACAAAAAGGAACAGGUUUUGAGGUCAUCACUCUCUCCACAAUUUUACUCGGUGGGUUUUGGUGUAUUUCUCCAAACGUUUUAAAUUUUGCAGCCCUGAAGCUCUCCCAAAUCUCCCCAGAAAUACAUGCAGCAAAACACUACAAUUAACCUGCAAAAGGUUGUAACUCACUCACAAAUGCUCAUGUGUCAAAAAAGAGAAUACGUACACAAUGCUGCAUAGGAUUCAGCAGAUUUUGAUAUGGAUCAUACAGCAUGUGACCUUGCAACUGAGAAAUCAAACACAUGUAUAACCAAUAAGUGUUCAAAUUGUAAGCAGUUGUGCUUUUUAUUUUAACUUAACCCUUUGUUGACUAUGAUUUAUACAUGCUAAAUGACCUAAUUUGUAAUUUUGGCUGUAAAAUGAAAAAGGAAAUAAUUGAGAUUUUUCAGAAACCAUUUGAA